AUGGAAGUAUCAACUUCGAACGGAUUAGAGAUUUGUGCCUCACAUUUCGCUUGUCGACAGCGGAAAAAUAGCAGCAGUGGCCCCACUUGCUCAGUCACUCUUCAACCAGCUGACCAUCAGACCUCCGGAGACAAUAUCUCAGAUGCUCCCCUGAUCAGGAUGCCAGACAUUGAUUCCAGAGGUGACAACACUAGCGGUUUCAGCAGCUCUAUGGAUGUAGUGGGAGAUGUCUAUAACGUUUGUAGAUCAGACUAUUUUUCCUCCAAGAAAAUGGCUACUACAAUCUCCUCGAUAUCAUCAGCUACUAAUAACUCCAGUAGCAAUGACUCUCUCACUAUCGGACCGAAUGACGAUGGAAUCGCUGAAGGUUUUCUGAUUGACGGAGGCAUUCUCAAUGGUAUCAACAAUAUGGGCGGUGUUAGCACUGAUAGGAAUAGUAGUGUUAGCACUAGUAACCAUAAUAAUAAUAGUAGUAGUAGUAGCUGCAGCAGUGGAGACAGUAGGAGUGAUAGAGAAAAACGAAGGAACAGAAGUAGGAGUACAAUAAUUAAUAACGAAAGAGCUCAUUCAGAUGUCCACACUACGGUUGAGAGAGAAACUGAUGCAGAGAGCAUAAGUCAUUGCAGCGUAACAAGCAACAGUGGCAGCAGUAGCGGAAGCAAUAGCACUAGUAUUUGUGGCAGCCCAGAUCGCCAAAUUGACUGCCCCACUUGCAGCGUGGCCAAAGGCUUUAUUAAUCAUAGGACUGCUCGAAAGUCAAAUGAGGUUUUUAUUGAUGCCACCUCUCCAUCAUCCUUGCCCAAUCAGCGACCAAGCGACUUUCGUGAGCACUAUAGAUUACGUUACCUAUUUCCUGAUGUCCAUCCAUGGCACCGACUGGGGGGAUGGUCCAAAGAACUGCGUGCCAAGCACUCUGGUCUUCUUGAGACUAUCCGGCAAGAGGCGAUUGCAGCCUCUGCUGCCUCAGAAUAUCUCACAGCACCAGGAAGGACAGUCACUUCAGCAUCAAUUCGAGAUUGCUCUUGGAAUUCAAAAAAACCGAAAAAAUCUCCCUUCCUCCCUUCUGCAGAUGGCGGCGGAGCUAAUGCCUCAUUAACUGUGGAAGAAGGUAGAAUAAAGGCUAAUGCUACUUCGUCAGAAACCAAAGCUGACUUAGUUUGGACAGCUAGGCCUUGCAGCGGUCAAUUUCGAGGCCCUUCCUCCCUGACGUCCGUCACCAAAUCUGUGCCCACCGUAGUCCGACAAGUUAAAAAUUCUGGUUUCCGUCGUCUUUCAAGCCUUGGAACCUUGCUCUCAGGGGCCGGCUCCACCAGCGAGAGUAUCCAUUCUGUCUCAGCUGCUAAUACUUUACUUAAAAAUCGUCAGGUUCCUCUUAAAAAUGAUUCGGCCAGUUAUUUGGAUAAUGAUUUGAACACUAGGACAACUACUGGGAUGCCUGGAAGUGUAUGUGGCAUAAGUGCUACUUCUUUUGGCACGUCAGCAGAUGUUUCUUUGCCGGCGUCGGGGGGGAACAACAUUUCUCUUGAGCAUGGACAGCACUCACCAAAGAAGCCCUCUUCAUUGGGCAAAUGGAUUGCCUCCCUUCUUACACAUGCAGGUGAAAUAUUUUUAAUGAUUUAG
Protopolystoma xenopodis is the source of this 1620-nucleotide messenger RNA. NCBI's taxonomy places the organism in Eukaryota, Metazoa, Platyhelminthes, Monogenea, Polystomatidea, Polystomatidae. The record is from the annotation of a GenBank genome assembly.